Sinocyclocheilus anshuiensis is the source of this 1704-nucleotide messenger RNA. RefSeq lists its product as uncharacterized. Gene Ontology annotation, biological process: positive regulation of T cell proliferation; cell surface receptor signaling pathway; cellular response to lipopolysaccharide. Lineage: Eukaryota; Metazoa; Chordata; Actinopteri; Cypriniformes; Cyprinidae. Gene Ontology annotation, cellular component: external side of plasma membrane. The coding region runs from base 1 to 1704 and encodes 567 amino acids. The transcript is spliced from 10 exons. The record is from RefSeq and is a predicted model, not a curated record.
AUGAUGAGGAGUUUUCAGCAUUCUUAUUUCCAACUCCUGUAUCUUCUAAUGGCAGCGUUAUUAGAAUGCAAAGGUAAGCAGAGACCCUGCAAGCAGGUUCAUCAGUUGAACAUAAGCCAUUUACAUGGUGACAGCAUGUCUAUUUCUUGCCAAUCAACAACCCACCCGCUGGAUUCUCUAACAGUCAAACUACACAGUAUCAACCCGGUUAAAGACAUUCUGGUGUAUCCAGACAUCUCUCCAGCAUCAGAGCACCAGAGAUGGUCUGUGAGGAAAGAUGAUGGAAAUGUUACACUUGAUCUGAAAGACAUCAGAUUAUCCGAUGGUGGUCUUUAUGACUGUCAGGUCUACAAGGAUCAGGACUGCCUUCAUGCAACACAAUUUUACCUGAGUAUUAUACAGUGUAAAACUUUGAACUCUGUCCAUGCAACGCUAAACUCGCAAGUGUUACUGCCAUGCUCUGAACAUCCUCUACAAAACAGAACUGAACGAGUCACUUGGAAAGUCAUUAAUGGUCACCAAUUAACAGAUAUAACCCAGUAUCGCGCUCCAAACAAGCCCUCAAGCAGCACAGAGAAUCAGAAAGAGCUUUAUUUUCUCUCAGGAUGUCUCAUUUCUCUUUUUUAUUCCCUUUUACCCGAAACAGAGAGACCCUGCAAGCAGGUUCAUCAGUUGAACAUAAGCCAUUUACAUGGUGACAGCAUGUCUAUUUCUUGCCAAUCAACAACCCACCCGCUGGAUUCUCUAACAGUCAAACUACACAGUAUCAACCCGGUUAAAGACAUUCUGGUGUAUCCAGACAUCUCUCCAGCAUCAGAGCACCAGAGAUGGUCUGUGAGGAAAGAUGAUGGAAAUGUUACACUUGAUCUGAAAGACAUCAGAUUAUCCGAUGGUGGUCUUUAUGACUGUCAGGUCUACAAGGAUCAGGACUGCCUUCAUGCAACACAAUUUUACCUGAGUAUUAUACAGUGUAAAACUUUGAACUCUGUCCAUGCAACGCUAAACUCGCAAGUGUUACUGCCAUGCUCUGAACAUCCUCUACAAAACAGAACUGAACGAGUCACUUGGAAAGUCAUUAAUGGUCACCAAUUAACAGAUAUAACCCAGUAUCGCGCUCCAAACAAGCCCUCAAGCAGCACAGAGAAACCCCCGAACCCCCUGUUUGAGAGAGCGAGACAACUAAAGAACGGAUCUUUGCUUAUAAGAAAAGCGGUCGCCACUGAUGAAUUGUGGUAUCAUUGCAGAGUGAAUGAAAAAACCUGCUAUGAGAUGAGGCUGGUGAUGAAAGCUCAUAAUACAUCUCGUUCCACAAAGGUAUUAGAAACACUUUCCACAACAUUGGUAACCACAGCCUCUGCUGACAGUCUUGCUGGCCUGGCUGAAAAUAACAGUGAUGGGAGUGAAACAGUGACAACUAAUCUGACAGUAGUAGUGAUGGUGACCACAGUAGUGUCUCUGUGUGUCCUCAUAUCACUAACCAUCUGCGUCAUUCUUUAUUUCAAAAAACAAAGGCGCAAAACCAACAGCCAAACACAGUUAAACAGUCGGUUCUCUGUGUAUUACUCCCGUGUUGCAGAAGGGUUUGAUGUCCCAUUGUAUUCUUUAGUUGAACAAAACACAGGAACAAUGAUCACCUUUGGUGCUGCACAAUCAGAAGCUCCGGCAUGUAAAGCAGAUAACAUGUAUGAAAAGUUAACAUUGUGA